This is a messenger RNA of Culex pipiens pallens (northern house mosquito), 1151 nucleotides long. It is a transcript of the gene Nubp1, whose product is annotated as cytosolic Fe-S cluster assembly factor NUBP1 homolog. Gene Ontology annotation, molecular function: 4 iron, 4 sulfur cluster binding; ATP binding; ATP-dependent FeS chaperone activity. The transcript has a single exon. The coding region runs from base 120 to 1088 and encodes 322 amino acids. The record is from RefSeq and is a predicted model, not a curated record. Gene Ontology annotation, biological process: iron-sulfur cluster assembly. Lineage: Eukaryota; Metazoa; Arthropoda; Insecta; Diptera; Culicidae. Gene Ontology annotation, cellular component: cytosol.
CAGUUGUUUUGUGUUUACACGAAAUCCCGUUCGAAGUUCGUCUGUUUACAUCCGCGCGUUGCAUCUUAUCGCGAAAUCAGUGAUUCAGUGUUAACUUCCCGCAUUUCCGCCCCGUCACGAUGAGUUCCGCGGAAGUGACCGCCGCCGCUAAACCAGCAGACGCCCCGGAACACUGCCCGGGAACGGCCAGCGAAUCGGCCGGAAAAGCAUCCGCCUGUGCCGGCUGUCCGAAUCAGCAGAUUUGCGCCACCGGACCAAAGGGCCCCGAUCCGUCGAUUGCACUGGUCAAGGAGAAGCUUCGGGAGGUCCGGAACAAGGUGCUGGUGCUGUCGGGGAAGGGUGGCGUGGGGAAGAGUACCGUUACGGCACUGCUGAGCCGUGCCAUGGCCCAGCACAAUCCGGACCGGAACUUUGGCGUGCUGGACAUUGACAUUUGUGGACCGUCGCAGCCGCGGGUUUUGGGCGUGCUCGGCGAGCAGGUGCACCAGUCCGGAUCCGGCUGGUCGCCCGUGUACAUCGAGGACAAUCUGAGCCUGAUGUCGAUCGGGUUUUUGCUGGGCAGUCCGGACGACGCAAUCAUCUGGCGUGGGCCGAAAAAGAACGGAAUGAUUCGUCAGUUUUUGACUGAGGUUGACUGGGGCCAGCUGGACUACCUGGUGCUGGACACUCCGCCGGGGACCUCCGACGAGCACCUGUCGGCGGCAACAUUCCUCAAAGAAACCGACGGACGCUGGGGAGCGGUCCUGGUGACGACCCCGCAGGAAGUGGCCCUGCUGGACGUGCGCAAGGAAAUCACCUUCUGCAAGAAGAUGGCCAUCCCGGUGGUCGGCGUCGUCGAGAACAUGUCCGUGUUUGUGUGUCCCAAGUGCGCCACGGAGUCGGACAUCUUUCCGGCGAAAACGGGCGGCGCCGAGCGGAUGUGUGCCGACAUGGAGGUGCGGUACUUGGGCAAGCUGCCGCUGGAUCCGCGGCUGGCCAAGUGCUGCGAUGAGGGGAAGGAUUUCCUGGCGGAACAUGCGGGCAGUCCGACGGUGACGGCGCUCAAGGGCAUCGUGGCCCGCGUGCAGGAGUUCUUCGAGGCGGAGUGAGUUUUUCUUGGGAUGAUUUAUGCCAACUGCGGAGCGGUUAUUAAAGUUUGUUUCGUAAAAUGA